AUGUCACUUUUUGAGCAAACAUCUUCACGUCCUGGUUCUCGUUUCGGAAAACUUUCAUCGAAUAUGUUCUUUAUUCGAAAUACUGCUAAACCAAAACGUGUGCGUCAUAUUGAAGGAUUAAAUGGAGCAUUGAUAUGUAAUGUAAAUGAUGAUCCAUCGGUAAUUAGUUCGAUGCGUUCUAGUUCACUGAAUUUUAAUAGAACUAAUUUACCUGCAUUUGAAACUCCACGUCGUGCUGAACGACUAGUCCCUCCAAUGGGUUUUUGGAAUACUCAUGGCGUUAUUCAUGAUACAGAACGUUGGAAACAAGAAUUGGCAGCUUUAGCAACAGCUAGUGGAUUAGGAUUAGAAAAAGAUGAAGAUAAACAUCAUUCAAAUAAACCACCAACAUCAACUGCUGAUCAACAACAUGCAUCACGUUCUGGAGCUCAUUAUUCAACACGAACAGGUCGUUUCAAUGAAGGCGCUGCAUUAUCAAGAGGUCGUACAGGUUCUAAACAUGGUACAGCAUAUUCAGAUGUGUUAUUUCAUGUACCUGAAAAUGAAAGAGAAAUGUGGGGUCCAUUAAUGAAAGCACGUUGA
Rotaria sp. Silwood1 is the source of this 582-nucleotide messenger RNA. Lineage: Eukaryota; Metazoa; Rotifera; Eurotatoria; Philodinida; Philodinidae. The record is from the annotation of a GenBank genome assembly.